AUGGCCGGGCGGGGCGCCGCCAUCCCUGCGCAGCUAGCGGGGAGCGCCCGCCCCACGGGCUCCCCCAUGGUGGCGGCCCCCGUGGGGGGGGAGGCGGGGGGUAGGGAUAGGGCCCCGCGCCCCGUGCCCACUGUCCAGAGAGAAGGUGGUACAUUGGAUGAGGCGACGAGAAAAGAUCUUUUCACAGACACCUUCUGUAAAGUGUGCGGGGCUGUGCUGCAGUUUGAGUCACAAAGAAUUUCACAUUACGAGGGCAAAAAGCAUGCUCAGAAAGUUCGCCUUUAUUUUCAAAUGCGCAGUGAGCAAGAUGACGGACAAGAACCUGGCAAACAGAAGAGACCAGAUUAUGUGAACUUUCAGGUGGAUGGGAGUGGAGUAGUGGACAAAAACAAGUAUUGCAAUCUUUGCAACAUGAUUUUUACUUCUCCAGUUGUUGCUCAGUCUCAUUACCUGGGGAAAAUACAUGCCAAAAAGCUGAAGCAAUUAUCAGGAGACCAACCUCAAGUGCCUGCACAGAGCACUCAACCACAAACAGGUUCCCCCGCUGGUCCUUCUACAUCUCUGGCACUACAGCAGCCCUCCACUGAGAAGCCCUCCCAGGAUCCUAAUGUUGAAGAGUCCACGACAUCCUCUAGCAUUGCUUUGGAUUUAAAUGAUCCAGACAAGUAUUGCAAGCUCUGCUCAGCUCCCUUCAAUAAUCCAUUGAUGGCCCAUCAACAUUAUGUUGGCAAGAAGCACAAAAGGAACGAAGCCCGGAAGAAGAUGAUGGCGGAGAUGGGAGAGGAGGCUGUUCCUGCGGAAUCCAGUGCAAAUGCAGUUGGAGUUGGUAACUACAUAUGUCCUAUAUGUAACAUCACUCUUACGUCUAUAGAAAUGUACCAGUCCCACAUGCAAGGAAAUAAACAUCAGAUUAAAGAAACCAUGGUUGUCAACCUCAUAAAGAAUUCAAAGAAAACAUAUGACUCCUUUCAAGAUGAAUUAGAAGAUUACAUUAAAGUGCAAAAAGCUAGAGGACUAGAACCAAAAACAUAUUUCAGAAAAGCAGAGGAGGAAGAGUUUGAAAACUACGAGUUAGAAGCAGUAAAUGAUUGUGAUGAUAUUGUAUCUUCCGAUGUUACAUUUGAACAAGGACAGCAUUCCAUCCUCUUCUCAGAAACAUAUAUGUCAUCACAUGCUGUUGAAAACAGAUCGCUGUGCUGGUCACCAGCUCAUGAGAAUAGGCUAAGACUAGAAAACAUGGCUAAAGGUCAUGACAGCAAGGAAUAUUAUUCAGAAACGCAAACAUCUCAGGUGACCCCUUUCAAAGAUGACAGCUAUGGCCUAUCAUCUGCAGAAUCCAGUGACUGCUACAAACACAUCUCUUCUGAUAAUAGCACCCACUCCUAUAGGAAAGGCCGAAAGCUUCGAAGGAAACAUGAAGAGGGGGAAAGACACACUGGGGAAGGAGAAGAGAAACACAACAAAGAAGCCACAAAGCAGAAGAAAAAGGAAAACAGUGAAGACACAGAUUCUGGAAAGGACAGUGAAAUGCAAAAGCGAAGAAAGAUUGAUACAGAUUCAACUCACGAGAAAAAAUCAAAGCACAGUAAAGACAAAAGAAUUAAAGAAAUACCCACUGAGAAGGAGAGUAGAAAGCACAAAAAGGAUAAAAGGAAACCACAGCCUGAUGGAAAAACAGAAGAAGAGAUACUUUGGGAUGAAUCUAUCCUGGGAUUCUAAUAGAGGUUUUGAUUAACUUUAUGAAGUCGGUAUUUUUUGUAGUCUC
Molecule: messenger RNA, 1765 nt
Organism: Emys orbicularis (European pond turtle)
Lineage: Eukaryota; Metazoa; Chordata; Testudines; Emydidae
Gene: KRCC1
Product: lysine rich coiled-coil 1
Exons: 7
Coding region: 1-1719 (572 amino acids)
Molecular function (GO): zinc ion binding; nucleic acid binding
Source: RefSeq, a predicted model, not a curated record